AUGGUCUUCUCCUCAGGAAUUCUCGGCAUGGUGGCGGUUGCGUCAGCCUAUCUCGCGGCCCCCGCCGCUGGCGCGGAAAACCAGCCACUUCCAUGGGACGGCCGUGGAUAUGACUUGACUGACAAGACCAUAGAGACCAAGUAUCUGACUCAUAUUUUGACCAUGCGUAACAAUACCGCGUAUAACGGCGUUGAAAAAUACGUGGCUAUCAAACAGCUUGGCCGCUCGCCCGCUUACAAUGAUGACACCGGCGUCAUCAACAUUGCAGUGGAUGCACACGCUAUCUUUAAGGAUCAAACUAACUUCCGCCGCACGGAACUUGUCCAGAACGUCGAGACCAAUGCAGAAGGAUCGACGUUCUUUCGCGCGAGCUUAAAGAAGGAGAAGGCCUUUUACAACAAUUACGAGUGGCAGUGUUUAUUUACCGAGUCGCACAACUUCGAAAUCCGUGUGAACGCCACGGCGAGCCCUCCCACGAUCAUGUACUUAAACAACGGCACGUGGGAAGCCAAGUGGGAGACCACGUUCGAGCUUGACACGUGGUACAAUUUCGGCAUUGACAUUACUAAGGCCGCCAAGGGAGACAGCUCCGUGAUCACGUUUUACAUGAGCACGGGUGACGAUGACCUUGUACAGAAAAGAAAGGAUAACGUGGUGAGCAAGUUCGCAUCGAUGGAGGAGCUCCACAUCGGACUUUUGACCCUUUCGAACGAUAAAUCCCAACCGAAGAUGGCUAAGGAUAAGGACAUCAUUUCGUUCAACGGUGUGUCGGUGGAGGCUGAGGUGGUUACAUCUGCCACUGGUGCUGCUUCUACUGCUGGGGCUGCUGCGAAAACAUCUUCCCCUGCUUCUAACGCCGCUACCAAGGAAGAUGUUUCGAAGGGCUGCAGUCGCAAGUAA
Molecule: messenger RNA, 900 nt
Organism: Peronospora farinosa
Lineage: Eukaryota; Oomycota; Peronosporomycetes; Peronosporales; Peronosporaceae
Source: the annotation of a GenBank genome assembly